Molecule: messenger RNA, 4831 nt
Organism: Clarias gariepinus (North African catfish)
Lineage: Eukaryota; Metazoa; Chordata; Actinopteri; Siluriformes; Clariidae
Gene: gigyf2
Product: GRB10 interacting GYF protein 2
Exons: 29
Coding region: 114-4121 (1335 amino acids)
Biological process (GO): insulin-like growth factor receptor signaling pathway
Cellular component (GO): vesicle; perikaryon; membrane
Molecular function (GO): protein binding
Source: RefSeq, a predicted model, not a curated record
GAAACGAAUGGUCAUGUGACACUUUCUCAGCCAUCUUGUGGAUACGCAAAGAGCGACAACUCGCACCCAAACUCAUCGCUGUCAGUUAAAAGCAGAGACUUUGUAAGAAAAAAAUGGCAGAAACCCAGACACUUAACUUUGGACCAGAAUGGCUCCGUGCUUUGUCUGGAGGAGGUGGAAGCAGCAGUGUGGCUUCUCCACCACUCUCGCCUGCAUUGCCAAAGUAUAAACUUGCAGACUAUCGCUAUGGGAGAGAGGAGAUGCUAGCACUUUAUGUAAAGGAUAACAAGAUUCCUGUAGAUCUACAUGACAAGGAAUUUCUGCCUAUUUUACAAGAGGAACCCCUACCCCCGCUGGCCCUAGUCUCAUUUACAGAGGAAGAACAGAGGAAUUUCUCCAUGUCAGUAAACAGUGCAGCAGUGCUGCGCCUGACUGGACGAGGAGGGGGUGUGGUGGCAGGGGCACCACGAGGGCGAAGUUCUUCACGUGGGCGCGGUCGAGGAAGGGGGGAAGGUGGAUUUUACCAAAGAAGUUUUGAUGACGUGGAAGGUGGUUUUGGACGUGGGGGAAGAGAGAUGCAUCGUUCUCAGAGCUGGGAGGAAAGGGGAGACAGAAGAUUUGAAAAGCCAAGUCGAAAAGAUCCAGAUGGAACUCCAGCCCACUUUCAGCUCAAUCACUUGCGGGCAAAUUACGAGGACGGUGGUACAGGCUUGGUGCGAAAACACGAUUUCACGCGCUCUGAGAGUGAGAAUUGGCGAAUGUCGCGUGAUGAACAGAAUGGUGAGGAUGAGGAGGGUGGCGGUUGGCGUCUAGCGGGCUCACGACGAGAGAAUGAGAGAUGGUGUCCACCAAGCCCAGAUGGGCCACGUUUGGCUGGAGGAUGGCGGGAACAGCCAGAUCAGCGACGGCGAUUGCCAUUGGACUCCCGUGGGGAGGAGGAGCGUGUUGGGGGGUACAGGCGGGCCCGCACGGCCAGUGGCAGUAUGGAGGAUGAGAGGGACGCACUGCCUGAGUGGUGUCUGGAGGACGCAGAAGAGGAGACGGGCACUUUUGACUCAUCUGGAGCUUUCCUCCCGCUCAAGAAAGCUCCUGCAGAGCCGAUUCUUGAAGAGGCCGAGCUGGAGUUUCGGCCGUUGGAGGAGGGUGAAGAGUGCUGCGAGAAAGAUGAAAAUGAAGCAGGACAUCCUAAAGAACCUGACUCCAAGUGCCAACCUGUUAGGAAUGAGGACACUGGCAAGUCAGAAGAGGCUUCCCCACCAGACGCUCUAUUACCACCUGCUCCAGAGCCAGCUGUGUCCAUACCUCUGCCCUCCAGUCAGUCAGAGAGGGUGGAGGAACCCGAGAGGGCAGCACCACUUGAAAUUAGAGCUCCUGCUGCAGCUCCGUUACACUCAGCUCUCCCCAUAUCUGUACCACACAGCACAAAUGCACUCAGCACACUAACAGAUCUUCCAGCCUCCUCCCACCCAGUGUUGCCCACCCAGCAAAUUGCAUCCCAUCCCAAGCCAGUGGAGGUGCCUGUGGUAGUACCUGAUGCACUCCCUUUCCCAAAGAACAUCAUGUCACACAUCGGUCAAAUGGCAGCUGUAGCGACAGAUGUGGAUGAGGACGAGGGCCUUAAACACUUUGAACAGGAAGCCGAGAAAAUGGUGGCAUAUCUACAUGAUGGUGGCGGGGAUGACGAGCGUUUGGGGACUAAGAAUGCAGAGCGGCCCAAAGUUGGCUGUCUACCUCCAUCCCAUGAGGCUGCUCUCAAGUGGUACUACAAGGAUCCUCAGGGAGAGAUUCAGGGUCCCUUUAAUAAUCACGAGAUGUCUGAGUGGUUCCAGGCUGGGUAUUUCGCAAUGACCCUGUUGGUGAAAAGAGGCUGUGACGAAGGCUUCCACCCCCUUGGAGAAAUCUUUAAGAUGUGGGGGAGAGUGCCCUUUGCUCCUGGCCCUCCACUACCACCUAUCCUGGGAGAUGCUGAUCAGGAGAGGAUAAAGAGACAGCAGGAGCUAAACGCUCUAAGCAUUUAUCAGCUUCAGCAAUUGCAGUACCAGUAUAUACUCAGACAGCAGCAGUAUGCUCAGGCUCUAGCUCAGCAAAAAGCUGUGCUUACUUCAGCACCUCCUCCUACACAGCAGCAACAGCAAAUUAACCUGUUUUUACAGCAAGCUCUCAAGCUCAGAACUCCAGAACAGCAGCAGAGCCUUUUGCCUCCGGUCACGCGUUCCAUGUCAGUUCCAGAUUCAGGGUCAAUCUGGGAUAUACAGAAUCCAUCUACUCAAGCAUCCUGUGCAGCUAACAUUCAGCCAGCAGCUCCAAGCACAUGGGAAGGCACAAGCGUUUGGGAUCUGCCAAUAGACACCUUACCUCAACCAUCAAUUGAACAGAUACAACUGGAGAAGGCUAAAGCUGCUAAGAUGGAGAUGGAACUUCGAGUCAAACGAGAAGAGGAGGAGCGGAAGCGUCUGGAGGAGGUACUGCGGGUGCAGCAGGAAGAGGAACGCAAACGUCUGGAGGAAGAAGAGCUGGCUCGAAGAAAGCAGGAGGAGGCACUAAGGAGGCAAAGGGAACAGGAGGAGUCACAGCGGCGCCAGAAGGAGGAAGAAGAACGUCUGGCUCGGGAGGAGGAACUCCGCAGGCUAGAGGAGAAAAGGAGAGAAGAGGAAGAGAGAAAACAAAGGGAAGAAUUUCUCAGAAAACAGGAAGAAGAGCGGAGGAAACAGGAGGAACUGGAGGCUCAGAGGAGGCGAGAAGAGGAGGCUGCAGCAUUGGCUCGCCAACAGCAGGAAGAGCAGAAGAGGAAGGAGCAGGAACUCCAGAGGCAGCAGGAGCUCCAACGCCAACAGGAAGUUCAGAGGCAGCAGGAAAUCCAAAGGCAAAAGGAGCUGUUAAGGCAGCAGGAAUUGCAGAGACAGCAAGAGGCUCAGAGGCAACAAGAAGCUCAGAGGCAGCAGGAGCUGCAGCGACAGAGACAACAACAACAAGAGGCCCUUCGAAGACUCCAGCAACAGCAGCAGCAACAACAGCUGGCCCAGAUGAAGCUGCCCUCAUCCUCUAAGUGGGGACAGCAGUCUGCCUCGUCAUCUUCCCUCAGCCAGACACAGAGCACUCUAUCUUUCAGUGAGAUCCAGAAGCUAGAAGAGGAGAGAGAACGACUAACUAGAGAAGAGCAGCGACGCCAGCAGCAGGAGCUCCAAAGGCAGCAGCAGCAGCAACAGCAGCAGCAGCAACAGCAACCUCAAACUAAGCUUUCAGGCUGGGGCAGCAUGGCCAAGCAGCCUGCAGCCACUAAAUCCCUUCUCGAGAUCCAGCAGGAGGAAGCUCAGCAGAUGAAGCAGAAGAAAGAGCAGCAGCAGACUGCAGUUGUACAGCAGAACCGCACACAGAACAGAGUUGCUUUGACCUCUUCAGUGUGGGGUGCAGUGAGUAAUACCGGUCACUGGGGAUCAGACAGCAACAGCAUCUGGGGUGACACGCAGAACUCUAACCUAGGCUUCUGGGAUGAUGCUGUGAAGGAAACCGCUCCACCUCCAACCACACGAAAAAACAACCCACCAAAAAACAAGGGAAACGUUAACCUCAGUAACAGUAAUGGUGGGAAAUCCAGUAAGAAGGUUGAAGAGGAGGAGAAACUGUUGAAGCUCUUUCAGGGGGCCAAUAAAACUCAGGAUGGCUUUAUGCAGUGGUGUGAGCAAAUGCUAAACACACUUAACACUGCUAACAAUCUUGAUGUCCCAACAUUUGCAUCAUUCUUGAAAGAGGUGGACUCUCCAUAUGAGGUGCAUGAUUAUGUACGAGCAUAUCUGGGUGACACGCCUCAGGCCAAGGACUUUGCCAAGCAGUUCCUGGAGCGCCGUGCCAAACAGAAUGUCAACCAGCAAAAAUCAUUGCCGAGUCAACAGCCGAAAAAUCAGCAGGACUCUGUGUGGGGGGUAAACCAGACCGUUACUCAGCCUGUUUUCCAAUCCAACAACUCCACAAAGCAACAACCACGCUUUGAGACGGUCACCUCUGGAAAGAAGAAGAAGAAGCAGAAAAUGGUGCGAGCAGAUCCCAGUCUAUUAGGUUUUUCAGUCAAUGCGUCAUCUGAGCGAUUAAACAUGGGCGAGAUCGAGACUGUGGAGGACUUUUGAGACCUGCUGACAAACUCCCUCUCCCUACUGACUAUGUCCAUUCACAUUAGCUGCCAUUUUACCCUAUUACACUUUUUUUUUUUUUAACUUCUUUCUAUUGUCAAUUCUUGCACAAUAAGUCCAGUGAGCCAUGAGGGCUUUGUUACUCUAGAGGAAAAUUCUGCAGCAUCUUGCUUGAAUUGACCCUCACGUUACAAGAACAACCAAAAAUUACAUGCUGCCCAAGUAGAUGAUCAGGAAAUUGUUGAAAGUGAUGGGAAUCCACAUGACCAGAGAUCUGGAUGCCUUCAUUAAGAAGAAUUCACCCCCCCACCCCCAAUUUUUUUCUUAGUUAUUUUUAAAGCAUUCAUUAAAGCAGUUAUAGAUAAAGUUAAACAAUCCAUGUACACACCUUGUCAUUUUUAUUUAUUAAUUUCGCUUCCCUUUUCUUUUCCUCCCUCUCUUCUUUGCUGCCGUGUGUUGGCAGAAGAUGAUGACAAAGUAGGACCUAAGGGCAUAUAAUCACUGCCGUCCUGUUUUAAGGACGUGUUUGAAAGUUCCAAGUAGUUAUCCAUUUCUUGUAAAAUAAUAGGCUGUUUAAAAGAAUAAACUUUCAAUUCUGCAUCUGUAUUAUAAUAUAUGGAGACAAUGAACCAACUGAGUCGUACUUUUUUAUUGCAAUAUGGAAAAGAAUAAAAAAAACAGUCUCUUGUGUGGGCUGUUCUACAUCA